Messenger RNA from Mugil cephalus (flathead mullet), 5874 nucleotides. RefSeq names its product inositol-trisphosphate 3-kinase B (gene itpkb). Gene Ontology annotation, molecular function: inositol tetrakisphosphate kinase activity; inositol-1,4,5-trisphosphate 3-kinase activity. Gene Ontology annotation, biological process: inositol phosphate biosynthetic process. Bases 650 to 2956 code for a protein of 768 amino acids. The transcript is spliced from 12 exons. The record is from RefSeq and is a predicted model, not a curated record. Gene Ontology annotation, cellular component: cytoplasm; nucleus. NCBI's taxonomy places the organism in Eukaryota, Metazoa, Chordata, Actinopteri, Mugiliformes, Mugilidae.
CUGCUUGGUCGCUUCCGGCUUCAAACACUCAGACAAACAGCGCCUUACUACGAACACGGAGAGGUGUCGAGCAACACAUGACAACAGAAACCUCCCCGAGAACAACCUCUCGUCCCGACGGCGAGCUGCGAAAGAAUGCGUCGUUGAAGGUCGGGCCCGAAAGUUGAAGUUCGCCUCCUUCUUCGCCACAGCCAGAUGCUCGUGUGACAAAAGGGACAUUCUUUUCUUUUGAAAUCUUAUUUCGUAGAGGAGGCUUCUUCUUUCUUUUUUUUUUUUUUUUUCUUUUUUUUGGAGGGGAGGGGAGGGUGAAAAGGUGAAGAAGCGUAAAGAAAAGUGGGGACCGGCGGCUGCGUCGAGCAAGUUCGUUCAUGGAAGAAACCCAAACCGCACAAGAGGAGGGGUCGAGUCAGUGCACGACGGCUGGUGUCUCUUCCAUGCUCCGAGUUUGACAGAGAGGACUCAUCAUUGUUGCUGCUGCUGCUGCUGCUGCUGGUGAUAUCUGGCAGUAAUAAAGCUCAAGCGGAGAGGCUUUUGGAGGGGCACGGGACGGGGCUGAGUGGCGGGUACAGAUUGAAGCGGCUCCCGGCGGCUUCAGGGGAGAUUGUCAGAUGUGUACCCAGCGCUCAAAGCCCCUGGCCCGGCCGUGGGAAUGGCAGCCUCUGCCCUGAACCUGAAUGGGCUUGGAGUCAUGAACAGCAGUAAUCAGUUUCACACCCAGUCAGGCUCCUCUAGUACCUCCUCCCGAGCCAGAACCAACCCAGUGGCCAGACCUGUGCUGCCAGUUCCAGAUCGGAGCACCUACUGCCAGUUACUCGGUGGAGGUGGAGGUCUCUACAGCCCAACCAGUCCCAAGACGAGCCCUAGAAGCUUCGGUCAGACCUUUGUCUUCCCCCCUUCGUCCCCGCUCAACCUAAGCCCCGCACCCCGCGCUCGCUCCCCCUCCCCGAGAAGCCCAGAGCUCCUGGGCGUCAAUGUGGGCCAGCGCGUCCGACGUCUGAGCUCACCCGGUGGUGAAGGGAGGGCCGAAGGAGACGGGCUAGAGGAGAGGGGCGGAGAGACGGCGGGAGGAGAGAAACGAGAGGAGCGGAGACGCCAGGCACAGCUGCUUCAGAUUCACAGAGAGCUGCAGAACGUCGAGGUCAGGGGAAAAGUGGGCAUUUUCGAGGCCCACAUUUCUGGGAUUCGUGCCCAGGUGCUUAAUAGUGAGCUCCAGCGUAGCCCCCGGUCUCCCAGACGAGCGACGAGCCAAACCCCUUCCCAUCUCAGCCAAGGAAACACAGUUUUUGAAUACCCAAUGACCCACCCACAAGAAACUAAAGUUCCCUCUGUUGUCCAAAAUGGGAGAGACCGGGAGGAAGAAACAACUGAAAGAGAAAGGAGAGAAGGAGGUGAGAGGGAGAGCAGUGCUACUAAAACAAAUCCAGAGGACAAGACACUGGUUGAUGGUAAUGACUGCCACCCAGAAACAAUGAUGCAGGCUCCCUGUUUAGAUGGACUUUUUGUUCAAAGUUCAUCUGGGACAUUAGUCAAAGACGCAACAACGGACGGAGAGAAAAAAGAAGGAGAAGUACUGAGAGAAAAGGAGGAAGAGAGAGCUCGAGGGGAGGUAGGAAACAAACAAACUGUGGAAGAUGAAACAGAACGGACCAAAAAAGACGCGACCGACGAAAAAACGCUGCUUCAGACGGAAGGAAACAGGCUGGAAAGACGAGCUAGUGAGAACUCCUGUUUGUUGGACAUCCCUGAUCUCGCCUCCAACCACUCUUCCUCCAUUCCUCCCUCCAUCCCUGCAGUCAUAAUAACUGACCACGGCCAGGAAAGCCAACCUCAAACUUCUGAAGGCUCAGACCAAGGACGAUGCUGCACCCCGAGCCCCACUUCUAGCUCCAGUCCAAACUUCUCCACUCGCUCUCUCAGGAAGCUGUCUUCCUCCUCCGCCUCCUCCGCCGGCUUCUCUUCUUCUUGGGAGGAAUCGGAGGAUGAUAUUUCCAGUGAUACGGAGAAAGGAGAGCUCCUUCUUAACCCUGCACUCCUCAGUUCUCAACAGAAAGCGCACAAGUCUUGGAAGAAGAUUAAAAACAUGGUCCACUGGUCACCGUUUGUCAUGUCUUUCAAGAAGAAAUAUCCCUGGAUACAAUUGGCUGGUCACGCAGGGAGUUUCAAGGCUGGAGCGAACGGCCGUAUACUGAAAAAACACUGUGAAUGUGAGCAACGCUGUUUGUCCCUCCUGAUGAGGGACGUGCUUCGCCCAUACGUCCCUGGUUACCAUGGAGACGUAGAGAAGGAUGGCCAGAAAUACAACCAGAUGGAGGAUCUGCUGGCUGAGUUUGACUUCCCAUGUGUGAUGGACUGUAAGAUGGGAGUAAGGACCUACCUUGAGGAGGAGCUGACCAAGGCUCGUAGGAAGCCCUCCCCGAGACCCGACAUGUAUCAGAAAAUGAUCGAGGUCGAACCGCAGGCGCCUACGCCGGAGGAGAACGACAAGAAGGCGGUGACCAAACCCAGAUACAUGCAGUGGAGAGAGACCAUAAGCUCAACGGCUACCCUGGGAUUCAGAAUAGAGGGAGUCAAGAAGGAAGACGGGACCGUGAACAGAGACUUUAAGAAGACAAAGACGAGAGAGCAGGUUCGGGCGGCCUUUGAGGACUUUGUCAAAGGAAAUAAGGACAUACUGAACGCUUAUCUGACAAGACUCAAAGAAAUCAGAGAGACUCUGGAGAUCUCCCCAUUCUUCAAAACCCAUGAGGUGAUCGGCAGCUCCUUGUUAUUCGUUCACGACAACAAGGGACGGGCUAAAGUCUGGAUGAUCGACUUUGGGAAAACCACGCCUCUUCCUGACGGGGAGGAACUGACCCACAGAGCCUCAUGGGUGGAGGGGAACAGAGAAGACGGCUACCUGUUCGGACUUGACAGUUUGGUGGAGAUCAUUUCAUCCAUGGUGAACUCUGAGACUUGAAGCCCGCGGCUUUGUUUUAACUGAUCCAAGUGAACGUUCGGACACGCGGCCACUUCCACUCAUUCUUCAUUCCUCUGGGGAACACUCCGGGCUUCCUCAAUGACUCAGUGACACGCCGGUCCUCAUGUCGGAAACCACAUUAUUCAGAAUGAAUUCGCGGCUGGAUCCAUUCAUAUCCGGCGGACAGUCCAGAUCUAGUCGUCACCCAGUCGUGGCCUCGUUGCUAAGAGCAGGUCUUAACGGGCCUUACGUCUUCACAGCAGAUGAUUUGACAGGAAACUAAUAACAUUAACAGUGGCUCAGUUCCUCAUAAAAGAGAAGCCCAUGUACCAAAUGGAACGACAUCUUUAAUAUUAUUUCCUUGUUUUAUUUCUGUCAAAUGUCAAAUUGUCUGCUGUGAAAACAUUUUUUUUUUCUAAAUGAAUUCUCAGUUUAAAAAAAAAGUUUAGAUGACCUAAUUAGGGGAUAUUCACUAAUUUAAUACUGUCAACAAAUCCCAUGAAAUAUCAAAACCAACAAUGAGUCAAUUUGUCUUUCAGUGCAUAUAGUUUAUAUGGCUCUGAAUCCCAGCAGUUCAUUACAAUGACUAUUUUAGCUGUAUAUUAUAUAAACUGAAUGUCAUUCACUCAUGGCUCAAAAUAAAAGACAUUACCUAAGUUACUAUAAUACUGUAAUGAACACACAUCAAAGGGCGCUAUUCUUAAUGGAAGCCGAGAAAACUCGCGCUGGCAGUUUUUUUAAAUGUUAUCUCUGCGUGGCAGGUUAAUAGCUGAAUUGUUUCCUCAAUCACGUGAAAAAAUAGCAUAAAGAGAGACGGAAACUGUAUCUAAAGGCAGUUGUGGAAGCUGAAUGGGCUAAAACGGGAGAGCAGAGAAGUGUUGACAUUUUGUCAACUUGCUGUUUUCAGUUUUCCGUCGCAGCCUCGAAGGCUCAUUACUGCCGAGAUCAAACGAGAAGAAAAAAGUGCUCCGUAAUUAUUCCAUAAUCAUGUUUUUUGUUUGAAUUAUUUCUAAAAAUAUCUCAUAACAUCUAUAAUUUCAAGAUAAUCAACUCACGAUCUUGGGAUAACAAUGCAACAAUUCAAUCACAGCAGUUUUCAGUUUCUGUAGAUGAGUAAACAUGUCACGUGGUUACGUGGUAUCAGGAUUGAGUUAGACAAAACAUUCUUAAGCCCGGUUCGUUCGUUGGUUUUGGUCUUCCUUGGUAUUUGUUUAUGAUUGAAAGAUUAUCCCCGGAAUCAUCCAUAAAGCCGUUCACGUCAUUUCCCUUCAAAAGGACGCGAUCGUUGUCUUCAUUUUUCUACACACCAGCACUUAUGCUAGCCUCAUCUUUUGAACGACACUGUAAUCACAUACGUGUUGCUUUAAAAAAAAAAACUAAAAAAAAUGACUUCUUCCUGGAUUCGACCUUAAAAGUCCUGACUGGACUAGUCCUCUUGGCUACUCUCCCUUAAAUAUCUGUGAAGUGUUUUUUUCCCCUGUGUUUGAACACAACUUCCCAUUUUCGUCAAAAUAUGCACUUAAUUAUACUUUGAGUGGUGAAGAUUAGAGGUACAAGCGUUUUUACGCUUCCAUUUUAAGGUGUGUGGAAUGAAAAAGUAGUCCUUAAGCUGUUUUUCGCUUCGGUUUUAACAAACCCCCGAAACUAAUGACAGAGUUUAGAAGCUGCGGGUUGAUCUGGUGUGAAACGGGGGGUUCAGUGGAGCUGGAGUAGGGGGGCUUGUUUUAUAUGUAACAUAUUUGUCCAUAGUAGUGGCCAAACACUUACCACCUUUCUCACACUUUGUUGGGAUUGUUCACAAUGUACAGUAAGAUGUAUUUAGUUUGAUGUAGUUUUUUUUUUUUUAUCGUAACAUUAUUUCAGUCAGAUCUUGUGGAACACUUACAGCCAUGAACAAUCGUAUUUAAGCUAUACAGCAGUGCCUUGACAUACAAAGCCAAGUCAGAUAACUGAAAGUACCUUCUUACCCUUAAAUGGUAUUUUCUCCUAGUCUUAUACGUGGGUUUUUGUGUUUAGUCUUACAUGGGUGCAUGCUUAUUAUCCUCUAAACAGUUUGCUCUUAAUUUGUAGUUUUUAUUUAAACCUUACUAUUGGUUUGUUUUAGUUCACUGGAUACUGUGACAAUGUUUUGUUCUCAUAGGAGUGAAAGUCAAACUGUGUGGCGGGUUGGUGACAUCGCGGACAUCCUAUAUUCGAACCGGAGGAUAUUUUUAGAGAAACGAUUAAUGGUGUUUGGCUCAGUGGAGCCAUUUAUUUGAGUGUGGGGUUGGGAUACCAGCAGCAACCGAAACAGAGAAACGCAAGAGCAAAAAAAGCGCCUCAUAAUGUAACAGGUUCCUCGUGGUAAAUAAAAAAGUUUCACUAUACCUUGUAUUUGAAAUGCCCUAGUUUUCCGUUAAAGUUUGCAGUGACCGUAGAUGAGAACGAGAUAGCUUGCAACUUCAUGCAGUGCCUUCUUAAAGAAAUAGUUAGACAUUUUGGGAAAUGCCUUUGUUAGUUUUCUUGCUACGAUUUAGCCAAGGAAGUGUGUGUCUAGUGUGUAAGUUAAAUAUGAGGCAUCCUUCAGUAGUUGGGUUGUGUAGCUCAGCAUAAAGACUGGAAACAGGGGAACCUCAGCUUUCUUGAUUAAACAAACAAGUUUCAAGUCGAGCUGUUUCCACUUGCUUUCCAUUAUUUUUUGCUAAGCUCAGCUAAUUAGCUGCUGACUGUAGCCUCAUUUCUAACAUGCAGAUAUGAUCUCUAGUUCUUACAAACACUUAAUUAUCUAACUAUUCUUUUAAGACCAACUGUCCGACCUAUUGCUUCUGCUCCCCAAUGUGCACUUACAGCUGUUUGUUGGUAGGUUUCAUAUUGUUCUGGUUUUGAAAGCUUGUGUAUUUAUUUGGAUUGUUCCUAUAAAAAAUGUGUAUUUGGUGAAA